Messenger RNA from Cuscuta campestris, 1277 nucleotides. NCBI's taxonomy places the organism in Eukaryota, Viridiplantae, Streptophyta, Magnoliopsida, Solanales, Convolvulaceae. The record is from the annotation of a GenBank genome assembly.
GACUACAGUGCUAAACCCAUGUGUAAAAAUUAAAUUAAAUAAAUAAGCCGUCCCCUCUCUCCACUCCCACAUUUAUAAAGGAAGGCCCGCAACGCAUUUUCGCAACGCUCAGAUUCCCUUCCGACUCAACGCCCUGCACAUGUGAACCGCAAUCAAUCAACGGGGGUUGAAGCAUCUGGAAAUCCGUUCUCCGCUUUCUUCGUCUUCACGCCGGUAAUCGCCGAUUCUGAUCCGUUUCACGGAUCUCGAUCAUCAGAUUCGCCGACUCCUGAUCUGGACAGUUCGAUCCGCGAGUCUCGCGGCGUUCCGGAAUCCGAUCGGAUCGUCGGCGAUGGAGUCGAGUGUUUUUGUUUCGAAUCCAGUUACGAACACGGCGAGUAGAGCGGCGGCGAGCAGGAGGAGGAAGCAGAAGAGAAGUCUUCCUUCCGGCGCGCAGAGUCAAGAUGCGAACGGUAUCAGCUCGGCUGCUGAUUGGAAGUCGGAAUCUCAGCAGCAAGUUUACUCCUCUAGGCUUCUCGGAGCUCUGCGGACGCUCCGGAUAAGUCCGCCGCCGGGGACGGCGACGGCGCCGAAGGGAGGAAGAGCUGUUCGGGAAGUGGCGGACAGAGUUUUGGCGGUUACAGCCAAAGGCCGAACCAGGUGGAGCCGUGCGAUCCUCACCAACCGCCUCAAGCUGAAGUUCAUGAAGAGGAACAACAAGCGGCAGAGAGUCGUGGCCGCGGCUGCGGCAGUGGCGGCUAGAGGGAGUAGUCGACUUCCGAAGAAGCCGAGAUUGAGCAUUCUCCGGCUGAAAAUGAAGAAUUUACAGACUGUACAGAGGAAGGGUCGGGCAUUGGGCCGGAUAAUACCCGGUUGCCGGAAACAGCCGCUGCCGGUGGUUCUAGAAGAAGCCACCGAUUAUAUAGCUGCGCUGGAAAUGCAAGUCCGAGCCAUGAGCACUUUAGCCGAUCUACUUUCGGGCGCUUCAUCUUCAAGCUCAGCUCCUCCUCCUCUUCCACCAUCAUCUUGAUGAUGAACAUUCAAUUCAUUUUCUGAUCUUAAUUUUAUUUUCUACAAUUCCUAUGUUUUAGUAGUAUCAAAUCUUCCCCUGUAAAAUGCAUUUUCUACUUGCCCCAAAAAACUUAUAUAUACUCUGUAUUUUUCAACUGGGAUUUAACCAGAUAACCAUACAACUAUUGCAAAUAAAUCUUGUGCCUUGGUGGAAUGUGUAAUUGUGAGUUUCUACUCCGCUUGAAUUUGACCCUGCACAAUGGAGAAGUCCUAUGUUUAGUGUACCC